CAUGUCCCCCUUUAUAUACACCCAGCAGGACUUACUUCCCAACUCAUUCCGACAACGAGAGAGAUUAAUCCCUUAUAUACAUUGGUGCUGGUACAGAUUUGCUAUUCGAGCUAGCUAGAAUUUAUUAAUUCGAUAAUGGCAUCAAAUAGCUAUGGGGAUCGGGUUUCCUGUCUCCGAGUGGCGGGAGCUAUCGGGUUCCUGCUGAUUCUGUUGGUCGCAAAGCUGGACGUGGAGGUGGCAGCACAGAAUUGUCAGGGGGAUCCGCGGGCGCUGGCAGACCAGUGCAGCCCUUUUGUGAAGAAGGGGGCACCAAAGGAGGACCCAUCAAGGGGCUGUUGCGAUGCCGUUAAGGAUGCGGACAUCGGCUGCAUAUGCCAGAACCUCCCCAAGGAGAUCGAGCAGCUGCUGGACAUGGAGAAGGUUGUCUUUGUGGCUGGUUUCUGUGGCAAGCCGCUCGGUCACGGCUCCAAAUGUGGAAGCUACAUAGUUCCGUGAAUCUGAUUAUAAGCCGAUGGAGAAGGGAAAAGGUUGAUCUUUACCGGAGAAAGGCGCAGUCCCUAUAGAGAAGAAUAUGAAAUAAAACUUUUGUUUCAUUAUAAGUUUCAUGUAUGCAUGCAAUUAAUCAUCAUAUCUCAAUUAGUACCUAUGCAAGGUAAAAUAUAUAUAUAUAGGCAACGGCAUCGUACAAGGUUGUAAUUCAGUUCAAAGUUAUAGAACUCCGAUAAAUAAUGAGAGUUGCUUAUAUAUAUAUAUAUAUAGGUAGAUGUGAGCAAAUUUAUGAUUA
This is a messenger RNA of Punica granatum (pomegranate), 784 nucleotides long. NCBI's taxonomy places the organism in Eukaryota, Viridiplantae, Streptophyta, Magnoliopsida, Myrtales, Lythraceae. The record is from RefSeq and is a predicted model, not a curated record.